CCAUCAUCCAUUCCAUCUCACAUUCACACCUUCAUCAAUACCAUGAACCCACCACCACAACACCACCAACCCCAACCCCAAUCCCAAUAAGCAAGAAAAAAUGACCCUAAAACCCCUAACCAGCAGCAUCCACAUCAAAACGCACCCGGCCCCACGCUCCCUCUCCGAAAGCAAACUCAUUCUCUCUGCACUCCAGAAAUUCGGCGAAGUCGUGACAUUUCGAAAUCUAAAAUACGACCCCACAAACACAUCCCCCAAAUCCGCACACAAUACCAUCGCCAUCUUUGAGUCCGCGGCCGCAGCGUCUUCGGCCAUUGCGGCGUCGCCGAUUACUAUCCCUGUACAAUCUCAAACACAAACACAAACACCAACUCAAUCACAAAGCCAGAGUCUAGAGGGAAAAGACGAACUUCCCUCGCGUACAGCUACACACCCCACACCACAAUCACAAUCACAACCACAACCCCAAGGACCGACCCUAACAUGCACGAUCCAACCAUCGCGACAUAACCACGUCUCGGCGAUGACGCGCAACCCAUACCAUACGUUCUUCUACGUGGAUAAGGAAAGCCAUAUGUAUAAAGAUCUGGUGAAGAGUGGGAUACCGUUGGAUUAUCUGGCGGAUGGGCCGAUGAGGAGGAAGGCGCAUGUGCCGGAGCGGGUGAAGAGGAUGCUGGAUCGGGAUGUGUGGAGGUUUGGGGGGAAGAGUUUGAUGGGGUUGUAUCGGUUUGGGGUGGAGAGUGAGAGUGAGAGUGGGAAUGGGAUGGAAGGGCAAGGGGAGAGGGAGAGGAAGGAUGGGGAGGGUGAGGGUGAGGGGACGAAGUGAUGUGAUGUGAAGUGGAUUGGGUUGGGUUGAUGAUUGUAUGAUAUGUUUCCUUUUUUUUCCCCUGUAUAAUAGGGUGGGUCGGUUGGAUUGUACAUGUAUGUAUAGCGGGCUACGUACGUCACUUCGUUUAUUGUAAUUCUAAUAGGUGAUGGGUAGGUGGGCGGGUACAUUAAUAGCUAUGAAUGAGGUUGAUGGCAUGUAAGAUGAAG
Messenger RNA from Aspergillus piperis CBS 112811, 1035 nucleotides. RefSeq lists its product as uncharacterized. Lineage: Eukaryota; Fungi; Ascomycota; Eurotiomycetes; Eurotiales; Aspergillaceae. The transcript has 2 exons. The coding region runs from base 101 to 826 and encodes 241 amino acids. The record is from RefSeq and is a predicted model, not a curated record.